Didymodactylos carnosus is the source of this 2319-nucleotide messenger RNA. The record is from the annotation of a GenBank genome assembly. NCBI's taxonomy places the organism in Eukaryota, Metazoa, Rotifera, Eurotatoria, Philodinida, Philodinidae.
AUGUUAAAUGAAACAUUAUCAACACCGACUGUCGUCUCUCGUAUUUCACAAAAGCCAUCUUCGUCCAUAUCACUUUCAUCAGCGUCUUUACGUCGUUUUAACUGGAGUCAUUCAAGUUUACAUUUAAAAUCGAAACGAAUUAGUGUACAUGAAAAUUUAAAUAAACUUGUUUUUAAUCUACGUUCAUCUGUAAAUAAUAUAGGAAAUAUUAAUGCAAAAAAUGUUUUAAUACAAAAAAAGAAUGCAGAAAAAUUGAAUGGGCAUCAACUAUAUUUAUUAUGCGAAGAGAAACAAGAUGAUGCUAUAUAUCGAAUUUAUUUGAAACGUGUUCGACAAAGAGUAGAUUCAGAUGAAAUUCAACUAACUUCUGACUCAUUGUCGACAACGCCGGUGGAUGGCUCACUGCUAUAUCAUACUGUUAAAGUUGUUCAAUUAAAAGCAGGUACAUUAGCAAAAAUUGUCGAAUAUUUAACAAAUGAUCGAGGAGAGUUGGAUUCAACUCAUAUGCAUACUCUAUUUGCAACAUAUAGAAGUUUUACGGAUCCCUUAACAUUAUGCGAAGAAAUUAUACAAAGAUACGAAUCCAUUGUUCCUGCCACACUGGAUAUGACCGAAGGUAUUCGACAGAAAAAUCUCAAGAGUAUUCGCUUAGCACUUGGUUGUCUAUUGACAACAUACAAAGAAGAUUUUCUUGAUCCACCACGUUAUACGUGUCUGAGACGUCUACUCGAUUUUUCAAAAGCAAUUAAUGAUCAUGAAUUAAAAAAACAAUGUCAGACAUUAUUAGACAAAUUCAUCGAAGAAGAAGACAGAAAGUCAGGAACAAUAACUGAAGAUUCUUUCUCUUCAAUGAAAUAUUCUGAAGCAGAUGGUGAAUUAUACGGUAUACACGGUUACGACUAUCUGAUGCCGUGGGAAUUUGUUGACAUUCCAAAUUCAUUAUUUGCCGAACAGCUAACCUAUGUUGACGCAGAAUUAUUAAAACGUGUCAUACCAUACGAAUGUUUAAACAUCGAUAAAAGAUCUCUAUCAAAAAUUCAUCAUCAACAAUUAUCUACCGUAGCAGCCACAAUUGAUCAUUUCAAUGCCGUCGUAGGGAGAGUUAUGGCAACAAUUUUAAAAGAUAUCUCUUUAUCACAGCCAAAACGAGCGCAAAUUAUUGAAAAAUGGAUUGAUAUUGCACAAGAAUGUCGAAAUUUGAAAAAUUUCUCUUCACUAACAGCAAUCUUAAAUGGACUAUCAUCCUGUUGCGUUCAUCGUUUACAGUUUACUUGGCAAUUUGUUUCAAAGUCAAAAAUGAUAAUAUUUGAUGAAUUAAGAACAGUAUUUGGUAGUUGUGCUGAUAGAAAACAAGCAAGACAAAUAUUGAAUAAAACAAUGAUCGGUACCGUUCCUUAUUUGGGUUUAUAUCUGAGUGAUUUAACAUAUAUUGAUUCAGCAUUUCCAAAUCAAAUCGAGCAUUUGAUUAAUUUCGAGAAACGUCGAAAAGAAUUUGAAAUAUUGGCUCAAUUAAAAUUAUUUCAAUCAGCUGCCAAUUCUUAUCGAAUUAUGCCUAUAAAAAGGUUUAAACAAUGGUUUGACAAUGUUAGAACAUACACUGAUUCAGAAAGCUGGCAACUAUCGUAUCAAGUCGAACCGCAAAGCGAAGAAAAAGAUCUACAUACAGAACAACAACAACAGCAACAGGAUCAAGUUAAUGGAAAUGGAAAACCUCCACACUUGCGCCGUCCACCAUCCGUUGCCUCGUUGGAUUCACUUGCUCAUUCAUCUUCAAUUCGUUCAUCACCAAGUUCAAUGAGUUUAGACAAAAUGAGUACAAAUUCAACGAAUUCACUGCCAAGAAAUACACUUAGAACAGUAGCUCCCAGUCAUUCUCGUUCGUCAUCUGCUUCUAGUUUUUUAACGUCAGGUAGUUCAUCGUCGGCAGCUACUGAUGAAUGUAUCAUAGCUAAAGUACAAUUAGCUAGUCAAGCUGAUUUAUUAUAUAAAUGUAUUCGAAUUCUUAAUAAUGAGCGAACGAGUAGCGUUCUGAAAACUGUUUUGGAGAAAUUUGGAGUAGAUCCUAAUGUUUAUGAAAACUAUUGUAUCGAACAACAAUUACCAGAGAGAAAAAUUGUGAUACCUGACCAUUGUAAUGUAUUCUAUGCUCUUGUUCAAAAAGAAAAUCAAGAUGUUAAAUUAACUGUACGUGAAAAAACUCGACAAGAAAAAUAUUUGAGUCAACAACAACAACAGCAACAACAACAAGUGUUUAGUGGCAGUCAACAUCAUUCUCGGACACCAUCUGCAUGGAGUAAAGUGUCUGCUCACAGUCGGUGA